AUGCAAACAUUAUUAUAAACUUUUCAACAGAAAUUAUCCUUAUCUUUUUCAGUUGUUAAAGAAUCUACUCCUUAAAUUUUGUUUGGCAUAAGUCUCCUAUCUUGUUUAUACCUUUUAAAUUAAUAAUAAAAAGAAGAAAAACAAAUUGAACCUGAAAAGACCGAAAUAAAAUAAAAAAAAAAAGCAUCCAGCCAAAAAAGUCUGGAUCAUAAUAAGCCUCAAUUAAAUGAUGUGAUACAAGAUCUGAAAAAAAGCUAAAAGAAAUUAAACAAAAAAAUGAACAAGCAAUUUGAUGAUUCAAUUGACUACACAGAAGAAAACAUACCCAAAUCACCUGAUUACAGUGUGAUUUCAGAAAUAGAUCAGAAAUAUUUCUUAGAGAUGUUUCAAAAUUAAAAAAAAUCGAAAAGGGCCUACUAAACGGAUUGCGAAUCAUCACCUAUUAUAUCAUUAAGAGGAUUUAGAAGAAAUUAAUAAUUAAUAGGAGAAGAAGAUAAAAAAGGAGAAGAUAGAUUGUUUUAUAUUCUGAAAUAGCGUGUCAUUGAAUAAGAAGAAAAGGAAAACGAAAUUGAUGAAGAUGAUUAUUGA
This is a messenger RNA of Paramecium tetraurelia, 588 nucleotides long. RefSeq lists its product as uncharacterized. The transcript has 3 exons. The record is from RefSeq and is a predicted model, not a curated record. Lineage: Eukaryota; Ciliophora; Oligohymenophorea; Peniculida; Parameciidae.